Molecule: messenger RNA, 3228 nt
Organism: Rhodamnia argentea
Lineage: Eukaryota; Viridiplantae; Streptophyta; Magnoliopsida; Myrtales; Myrtaceae
Product: disease resistance protein Roq1-like
Exons: 3
Coding region: 1-3228 (1075 amino acids)
Biological process (GO): signal transduction; defense response
Molecular function (GO): protein binding; ADP binding
Source: RefSeq, a predicted model, not a curated record
AUGGAGAGAGAGAUGAAUUCACGGGCAUCAUCAGGACCUUCGUAUGAGGUUUUUCUCAGUUUUCGAGGACCCGACACCCGUCAUGGAUUUACUGAUUGUCUUUACCACGGUAUGGUUGCAGCCGGGAUUCUCGUCUUUAGGGACGACGAAUCCCUCCGUGUCGGUGAAAGAAUUGGUGGUGAACUUCUAGCAGCAAUUGAGAAGUCCAAGAUCUACAUUCCCAUAUUCUCCACAAAUUACGCUUCGAGCCAUUGGUGCCUCGGAGAGCUCGCGUACGUGGUCGAGUGCGCCUCGAAAUCGAAUGGGAACAAAGAGAUUCUGCCGAUUUUCUUCGACGUCGAACCUGUUGAUGUCAAGCUCAAAACAAACUUAUAUAGACAGAAUCUUUCACAGAUCCAGAAGACGUUUCGCACUGAAGUAAAGUCAUGGGAAAAGUCUCUCAUCGAUGUGGGCAAGAUAAAGGGAUGGAACUUGAAGAAAGAUGAAGGCCAAGGUAAUCUGAUCCAAUCGGUAAUUCAAGCUGUCUUGGCUAAGCUGAAUGUCGAUUAUAAAAAUGUGACUGAACAUCUGGUUGGAGUUGAUGAUCGUGUAGAUGCUAUAAUCAAGAUGUUGGAUGUGAAGUCAGAUAGUGUGCAAUUCCUUGCAAUCCACGGAAUGGGCGGUGUUUGCAAAACAACCCUAGCCAAAGUCGUUUUCAACCGACUGUCUUCUCGGUUCCAAUGCUGCAAUUUCCUUUCGGAUGUUCGAGAGUCAUCGGAACGACAUGGCCUGGUAUAUUUGCAAAAACAAUUGUUAUCCAAGUUUCUUGAUUCUCGUUCCGUCAACCAAAUUCAUGACGCGGAUGGUGGGAUCAACAUGAUUAAGAGGGUACUUAGUAAUAAAAAAGUUCUGAUUGUUCUUGACAACAUUGAUGAAGAAAAGCAACUGAAAAGUCCGGCAGCAAAAGAAAAUUGGUUCGGUUCUCGUAGCGGGAUUAUCGUUACUACUAGACAGAAAAGUGUCCUAAAGAUUGAUGGAGAACCAACAGGUGAAGGCCCUUUAAAGUCCGUUGAUAUUUCAACGUAUGAAGUACAAGAAAUGGAAUUUCAUCAUGCACUUAAGCUUUUCAGUAGGCAUGCCUUCAGGAGAGACUCUCCACCUGAUGAUUAUGUCUCCCUUUCAGAAAAAGUUGUAUCCACUUUGGGAAAGCUUCCUUUAGCUCUUGAAGUGGCAGGUUCAUCCCUUUCAAGUAAAUCUAAAGAAUUUUGGGUAGACACUUUGAAGAAGCUAGGAAAAGCUCCUUCCAAAGAAGUGCAAAAAACAUUGAUGAUAACUUAUGAAAGGUUAGAUGAUGCACAAAGGCAAGUAUUUCUGGAUAUAGCUUGUUUUUUUGUUAAUGAGGAUAAAUCCUACCCUUUCUACAUGUGGGAUGAUUGUGAAUGCUUCCCAAACAAUGCCAUUGAAGUCCUCUGUCUCAUGUCCUUGAUAAAAAUCAAAGAUGACAAUACUUUUUGGAUGCAUGACCAAGUACGGGACCUUGGAAGGGCAAUUGUCCGUGAAGAAAAUUUCAAAGAUCCCCGUGAGCGUAGUAGAGUGUGGAAUCAUCGGGAAGCCCCGAGCAUUCUAAAGGAAAAAGAGGUGGCAAGUAAACUAAAAGUACUAGAUCUCAGCAAUUGCGAGAACAUAAUGAGAACACCUGAUUUAUCUACGUUGGUGUCCUUGGAGAGAUUGAUUCUUGAAGACUGUCGCAACCUAAUUGAAAGUGACGCAUCCAUUGGUAAAUUAAAGCUCCUAACGAUUUUGAACUUGAAGGGAUGUGAUUCUCUUCAAGAGUUGCCUGAAGAAAUAGGAUGUUUACAAGCGUUGACAGAGAUUGUCAUGCCUAAGACGCUAAAUGAACUUCCGAGGACGUUUGGUAAUUUGCAGUCAUUGUUGAUCCUUGAUGUAUCACAUAGUCGGAUUAACAAACUGCCUUACUCGAUUGGCGGGCUGGUGAAACUUAGGCAGUUGAAUUUAUCCGGGUGUACGAAGAUAGAGAAACUCCCGGACUCGUUUGAGAAGUUACAAUCCUUGGUAGAGUUGGAUUUGUCAUCGACAAGUUUGGGUCACUUGCCUAAUUCAAUCGGCAAUCUAAAGCAAUUGAAAAUACUUAGGAUGACCCGCAUAAGCCGGAUAACAAAAUUACCAAGUGCGAUUGGGCUGGUGGAGAAGCUUGAAGAGUUAGAUGCUAGUGGAUGUUACAACUUGACCGAAAUCUCUAAAGAAAUUGGGAGAUUGUCUUGUUUGAGGAUCCUAGACUUGUCAUACACACUUAUAUCUAGCUCGCCCAUCACAUUGAGCUGCCUCUCUAAUCUGCAAAUACUUAAGUUGGAAUCAUGUCUUGAGCUUAAACGGUUGUGGGGGCUUCCCUCGAGUUUGACUUGUCUAAAAUGUACUUCUGAUGAAGAUGUGCGAUAUGAGUGGGAAAAUAUCACUGCUGUGCCCACAUUGUUCCCCGUUCCCGGUAAUUUUUAUUCUCAGUUGGGUAGUCCCAGUCCCCCAUUAGAGCUGCCAAAAGAAGUAAAGUUGCACAGCACCAUUCAUAUUCUUUCCCUCCCGUCUAGUUUAAGAGAGUUAGAACUUGGAAAUCUGGAGAUUGAGUCGUCCAAUUUUUCCAAUUUGAAGAACUUGUCGACCUUGCGAUUAAAUAGCUGUUUGAUAUGGGAAUACACUAGGACGUUUGGUUACAAUUGGCAGAGGAACGUUACUGAUAUGACGAACGGCACAUCGUUUGAGUCGGGAAUGGAAUAUUGGAGACAUUCAAAUUUGCGUAGGCGUGAGUUCCUCGCAAAUGCACUUGAUCUGUCGCCCAUGAAGAAUCUCCAAGAGGUACAUUUGCUGGGGUUCAUGAAUGUAGUUGAGCUUUGCGGCCUUGCAGAAUUGGGAUCCCUUUGCUUCUUAUCGGUCGUGGAUUGCAAUUCCAUGGAAAGGAUGUCAGGCCUAUCGAAAUUGAGAAAGCUGAGGAAGCUCAGAGUAGGAGAAUGUCCAAAGCUAAGAAGGCUGGACGGUCUGAACCACUUGGAAUCUUUACAGAAGUUGUGGAUUCACGAUUGCAGAUCGUUGGAGAGUUUGGCCGACACCUCAGAUUUGCAUUUAGAAUGUUCCACAAUUGAACGUUGCGGGCUGUUGCCCAACCGUAAAAGUUAUUGUAGAUGUCAUCAUAACACAGAUUCGGUGGUUAAUGAACACGACCACGCUGGGUAUUUUUGA